AUGCAUUUUAUCACAGGGAUUAGCUUGCCCUUGCAGAAGAAGUCGAAUAAUUAUAAGCAAGGUCCUUUUCACCAAAGGGCAAAAACUCGAAGGUGGCAAGGGGAGGCCCACUUUUCGUCAGAGCCUUGGCCCAUUGGUUUCCCAGACGCCCGGGCUAAUCCCGUUGCUAUGCCAACACCCCAAUUUGUUGAUGAGAACGGGUCUUACAUAGAUCGGGGACCCCAACCGUCAAUCGGCGAUACAAUCAUGAACUCCAACGCGCUGGGAACUGGUCGCCAUCGCCGUCAAAUCUCCACACCAGUUGCUCCAUUCCAGCCCGCGCCAGUCAUGACCAAUAUGCAACCCCGUCGGUCUCAUCGUCGAGGGCAGACUGUGGAUUACAGCUCUUUCAGUCAAAAGCCCACUAUGAACCGACACGUGCCGAAGACGGUCUCGCAGUUGCGAGAUUAUUUUAACGAAAAAUCAGGUUUCCCAUGUCAACAGAGGGAUGUACAGCAGUAUCAAACUUAUGCCCAGCAGCCCGAGCGGUCUUUCAUUCCAUCAGACAUGCACAUGCAGCAGCCGUAUCAAUAUCAACCUCACCAGUCGCUCGGGUCUGACUGCCAGGCUUUCAACCAAGAACAAUUGCAAGCGAUCCACACCACCACUGGCAGCCCUGCGCCCUCAUCUGUUGGUGCCCCGGCUUUGUCUCGAUCAGCCAGUGAAAGCUCCGAAAACACACCAUUGAAGCUUGCGCUGCACCGUAUGCAACAAGAACAGUUCUCGAACCAGCAACAGCAAGAAUUUAUUGGCAAUGCCGAUUGGGAAUUGUUUCCUCAGCGCAACAUGCCAAUGCUCCAAAACGAGCAGGUGACGGCCUAUGCCGGACCAAUGCACCCAGUCUCUGUUCAACCAAAGGCUCCUUCUGCGAAAAUCCUUUCGCAAAUGUCUACUGCUUACACAUCCCCCUUGACCCCCGACUCUACCCCAUUGAAAAGAUCUAUUGAUUAUUCCAUGUACAGCAAUGACCCAACACCUUCCAAGACCCAAAGUUUCUCAUUUCCCCAUACUCCUGUCACCGCUGAGAUGCAGAGAGCCCAGUCUUUGCAAGGAGUCCCCUAUGUCAACUCUGUGCAGAUUAAGCAGCAAAUGCCCUCCCCCGUCAAUUCUCCGAUUAGCGCGUCAUUCACCGAAGUGGCCGAUAUGCCAUCCCCGAGUUCAUAUGGAAUGACACCUCAAAAGUCCAAUGUCUCAAUCAAGUCUUCCACUGGCAGAACCAAAAAGCGAGCCCCAUCUUCUGUGUCAUCUCCCAUCGAGCUACCUGCUCACGACGACCUUGAUGCUCGAGUCAAGGCCUCAGUCCAGCAAACCGGCAUUUCGACCGACGAAAUUGCUAAGUUCAUCUCCGGCCCCGAUCCUAAAGAUGGAAAGUGGGUCUGUCUAUUUUCAGGCUGCCUUUGCCGCUUUGGUCGCAAGGAAAACAUCAAGUCCCACGUCCAAACACAUCUCGGCGACCGUCAAUUCAAAUGCGACAUUUGCGAAAAGCACUUCGUGCGCGGGCAUGAUCUCAAGCGUCAUCUGAAGACACACAGUGGCAAUAAGCCCUUCGCUUGUGCCUGUGGUGCCAGUUUUGCUAGACAGGAUGCCCUGACUCGUCACCGCCAGCGCGAUAUGUGUGUUGGAGGCUUCACUGGUGUGGUCCCAAAGACCACUAAGCGUGGCCGCCCCCCGAAGAAGAAGAACAGCCGCCCAGAUAUCGACACUCGGCAGGUCAAGUCCACCCGUACUCGUCAACGUGUCGCUGAAAAGUCCGCCUCAAUCUCUUCAGUCCAAGCCCAACCCACUCUGCAAGAUGCUCCCGUGUUCAACUCGCCCAACUAUGCCCCGUCCGCUGCCGUCUCGUCGUACACGCCGCCCGCCUCCCCGGGAAACAGAUACCACACAAUUUCCUCGCCAUGCCAGACCUAUAACUCCCUGGAUGCCCAGCUCGAGGAUGACAUGCUCCCCUUGUCACCACCCCAACUCGCUCACGCUAGAUACGAGCAGGCAAUGGCUCAGUACGGAUCAAAUUUCGGUUCCCAGACCUACUCGCAGGAAUCCACGUACUCGCAGGAAUCUCUCUACAGUGACUCUGCUCUCUCGCCUCGGGAGAUGUCUUCCCCUCGCUCGGCUCCCACUCUGGCCGAAUCAUCCGUCGGCUCGGAGAUCGAUAUCUUCAUGACGCAAGACCCUUCCGAGGACUUGCGAGAGGAGUUCGGUCAUCUCGCUCACUCGGGCCUCCCUGGUUUCCCACCUUAUCAGUUUGAUACAACCGACUUCGGCCCUGUCUCGUCCUAUUACCCUGAGAAGACCUUUUCUAGUCUUCCCCACCUGGACGAUGACCUGACGGACCCAAUCGACUGCUUGUCCAGCGAGUUCCUGGUGGACCCUUGA
Molecule: messenger RNA, 2412 nt
Organism: Penicillium egyptiacum
Lineage: Eukaryota; Fungi; Ascomycota; Eurotiomycetes; Eurotiales; Aspergillaceae
Source: the annotation of a GenBank genome assembly